AUGACCUCUCCAGACUUUGCUGCCGCUCAGGCGCGUGUACUCGCACGACGCGCAGCUGCAGCUCGCCCAACACCACCGCCUUCUCCACCGAUCCUACCACCCGCGCUGCUGAACCUGCCACCUGGUCUACGCUCAAUCGCUUCCACCACCCUCUCGACUUGGACAACCUUCAGACACAAUCCCCCGCAAGCAUCUACUCCAUACUUCCGCGUUGGUCAGGUCGACGCAGAAUUGCUUGACGAGGAGCUUCUACAACUCUUGCGCGGCCAAGUAGGCGAUGCCCUGAAAUACUUUGGAGGUCACAUUGCAGAUGAAUGGUCAUCGGAGAUCGGUGCGAUUCUCCGAGCUAUACUCUGGAAGCUCAGUAUCUGGGACCGAGGCACGAGUUAUGGUGCCAGUCUACAGGGCUUGAAAUACGUCGACGCAAGAACACAACCCUCGAGUAUCCACGCUGGCUCCGGUCAAGAUCCCACAAAAUGGCAAAAGGCCGCGUAUGGUCUCAUCACAGUCGGGGGCCGCUACUCAUGGCAGAAGCUAGAAGAUUGGCUCCUUGAGAAAGAAGGCGGCUACGAGGAGCCCACGCCGCUGGUCAAGAGAUUGAGCAAGCUUACUGGAUGGAUUAGCAUGACGCACGAAAUGGCUGCUCUUGCAUCCUUCUUGGUCUUCUUGUUCAAUGGCAAAUAUAGAACACUUGCAGAUCGUCUUCUUCGGCUAAGACUUGCUCCAGCAUCUGCACAAACGAGCAGGGAAGUCAGCUUCGAAUACUUGAAUCGACAGCUAGUCUGGCACGCUUUCACCGAGUUCCUGCUCUUCUUGCUCCCUCUCGUUGGUAUCAGCCGCUGGAGACGUAUACUCUCAAGAGCAUGGAGAAAGGUUAGAAACAUGUUCAGUCAGAAGGUUGAUGAAGAAGAUGCCAACACAGGAGGCGAGCUUGGCUUCUUGCCAGAACGCACCUGUGCGAUAUGCUAUCGCGAUCAAAAUGCUGUGGGCGGUGGGUCAGAAGCAGAAAUACUCGCACAGUCAAGCAAUACUGGUGGAGGUGUCAUUGGAAGUGCCCAAACAGACGUCACCAAUCCCUACGAGGCGAUACCUUGUGGGUGCAUAUACUGCUUUGUCUGUCUGGCACAACGCAUUGAGGCCGAAGAAGGCGAAGGUUGGACAUGUUUGCGCUGUGGAGAAGUAGUAAAGGAGUGCAAACCUUGGAAUGGAGAUGUUGUGGAAGACAUCACCGAGGAAACAACCAACACAAUCCCAGCUGGUCAGCCAAAGCCUCCGAGGAGGAAGAGUGUUGGUUUCGCCGAUGAUGAUAGGGAGCACGAGCAUGAAACCACCAUCGAAGAACUUGACCCGAUGCCUAUUGAUGACCACGAGGAACAAAGUCAAGAGAUGGAGGAUGGGAGAACGGUAGACUCAGUCUCAUGGGUGGAUGGCGAGUCCGAGAUGGACUUUGAAGAUGAAGCCGAUUACGAC
This is a messenger RNA of Aureobasidium melanogenum CBS 110374, 1470 nucleotides long. RefSeq lists its product as uncharacterized. The transcript has a single exon. Gene Ontology annotation, molecular function: zinc ion binding. The annotation marks the transcript as partial. NCBI's taxonomy places the organism in Eukaryota, Fungi, Ascomycota, Dothideomycetes, Dothideales, Saccotheciaceae. The record is from RefSeq and is a predicted model, not a curated record. Gene Ontology annotation, cellular component: peroxisomal membrane. Gene Ontology annotation, biological process: protein import into peroxisome matrix.